GUGUGGGAGGAUUCACUGCGUCAGCUGAUCCGCCCGGACGCCAGACAGGUCACAGCAUGGAGACAUUACUGGCCAGCUCUGAGAAUCGGUGCGGCCCCCGGGGACACGGUGGCCCGUCACCUGGGGACGGUGCGGCCAUGGAAGCGUAAACAUGGAUUCCCUGCCCCCUGGAUAGUCUGGAUAGAACAAGCAGAGGAUAUUGAUGCUCAGGAAUCUCAAACUCCUUCAGUUAACCAGCACCUGAACACGUGGGAGGGAUUCACUGUGUCAACUGAGCCGACGAGGCACCAUAAAUUCCCCAGCAUGGAGACAUUAUUCACUAGCUCCGAGAGUGAACUGCGAUUCACUCAAUCUUCCCACCAGCAAGAUCGCGCUGUGGAGAAACCAUUUCUCUGUCCCGAUUGUGGGAAGGGAUUCACUCAAGCAAACAACCUGAAGAGACACCAACAGCAAGUUCACGGUGAGGAGAGACCAAUUCCCUGUCCAGACUGUGGGAAGGUAUUCUCUCAAGCCUGCCACCUGAAGAGACACCAACAGCGAGCUCACACUGAUCAGAAAACAUUUCCCUGUCCCGAUUGUGGGAAGGGAUUCUCUCAAGCCUGCAACUUGAAGAAACACCAGAUAAUUCACACGGGGGAGAAGCCCUUCAUCUGUUCUGUUUGUGGGAAGAGAUUUACUGCAUCCUCUGGGCUACAGAGACACCAGCUGAUUCACACUGGGGAGAGGCCAUUCACCUGUUCUGAGUGUGGGAAGGGCUUUGUUCAAUUGGCAAACCUCAGGACACACUAUCAAAUUCACACCGGGGAGAGACCGUUCAUCUGCUCUGAGUGUGGCAAGGGAUUUACACAAUUAUGUGGGCUGCAGAAACACCAGCGAAUUCACAUUGGAGAGAGACCGUUCACAUGUUCUGUGUGCGGGAAGGGAUUUACUGAUUUCUCUGGGCUACAGACACACCACCAGAUUCACAGCGGCGAGAGGCCGUUCAUCUGCUCUGAGUGUGGGAAGGGAUUCACUGAUUCUUCCAGCUUGCUGACCCACCGGCGAAUUCACACUGGGGAGAGGCCGUUCACUUGUUCCGUGUGUGGGAUGGGAUUUGUACAGUUAUCUCAGCUACAGACACACCAGCCUAUUCACACCGGGAAGAGGCCAUUCACUUGUUCUGUGUGUGGGAAGGGAUUUAUACAUUCAUAUCGGCUACGGUCACACCAAAGGAUUCACACUGGCGAGAGGCCGUUCGCCUGUUCUGUGUGUGGGAAGGGAUUCACUGGGUUGAACUACCUGAAAAAACAUCAACGACUUCACACCACGGAGAGGCCGUUCCCUUGUUCUGUGUGCGGGAAAGUAUUUAUAGAUACAUCUCGGCUACAAUUACACCAGAGGACUCACACUGGGGAGAGGCCGUUCGCCUGUUCUGUGUGCGGGAAAGGAUUCGCUGGGUUGAACUGCCUGAAAAGACAUGAGCGAGUUCACACCGGGGAGAGACCGUUCACUUGUUUUGUGUGUGAGAAGGGAUUUAUGGAUGCAUCUCAGCUAAAAUCACACCUGCGGACUCACACGGGAGAGAAGCCGUUCACUUGUUCUGUGUGUGACAAGGGGUUUGGUAAAUUACAUGGGCUACAAAUACACCAGCGAAUACACACUGGGGAGAAGCCGUACACUUGUUCUGUGUGUGAGAAGGGGUUUACUAACUUAGCUGCGUUACAGAGACACCAGAGAAUUCACACUGGAGAGAGGCCGUACACCUGCUCUGAGUGUGGGAAGGGAUUCAUUCAGUCUUCCCAGCUGAAGACCCACCAGCGAGUUCACGCUGCGGGGAAACCAUUUGCCUCUCCCAACUGUGGGCAGGUUUGCAUUGUUGAUCUGGAGACCAACCAGCAAAUUCACACUGAGUAGAGGCCGUUCACCUGUUCUGUGUGUGGGAAGGGAUUCACUCUGUCUCCCAACCUGGUGACCCUCAUGUGUGUGUUCACACUGGGGGAAGGCAGUGGGGGGGGGGUGGUUGCUGAAUCUGGUUGCAAGUUCAGGUUGCAAGUCCACAAGUGUCUGCUGCUGUUGGAGUCUGUGGUUUCUGCUGCUGCUCAUCACGUCUAGGACUGAAUCUUGGUCACUGGGCUCAGUUGGGGUUUUGAGUUUAUUUUAUUGUUUUUGCCACGUGUACUGAGGUACAGUGAAAAGCUUUUACAUGGGGUGAAGCCUCGCGGGCGCUGGCAGUCGUGGAUGGGCCACAUGGGAGCCGGAUGACGCACUGCAGGGCAUAAAA
Molecule: messenger RNA, 2260 nt
Organism: Amblyraja radiata (thorny skate)
Lineage: Eukaryota; Metazoa; Chordata; Chondrichthyes; Rajiformes; Rajidae
Product: gastrula zinc finger protein XlCGF26.1-like
Exons: 3
Coding region: 304-1893 (529 amino acids)
Biological process (GO): regulation of DNA-templated transcription
Molecular function (GO): DNA-binding transcription factor activity, RNA polymerase II-specific; RNA polymerase II cis-regulatory region sequence-specific DNA binding
Source: RefSeq, a predicted model, not a curated record